AUGUAUAUUAAAUAUUUACUCUAUUUAACUGCAGUGAUUACUUCCGCAGCCGCAACCGAGCCAAAAUCUGUUUUUGCUCACUUUAUCGUGAGUAGUCCCCGGAUAAAAAAAAUAAAAAAAAGCCUAGUCUCUGAGCUGAAGCUGCAGGUCGGAAAUGCCGCGUCAAUGACAUUAGAUGAAUGGAAAGCCGAUAUAAAAUUGGCAAAGGAAGCCCACAUCGACGGGUUUGCCCUCAACAUUGCACCUCAGGAUAGUUACACAGACUCUGUACUGCAAAAAGCAUACAAAGCUGCGGGGGACACGGGGGGAUUUACGCUAUUUUUAUCAUUCGACUAUGCUUCCGGAGGGCCCUGGCAGCCUGACCGCGUGAUAAGAACGAUAAAUACAUAUAGGAACCAACCGGCACAGUUCCAAUAUAAUAAUAAACCACUGGUAUCAACCUUUGAGGGUGCGAGUAAUACCAAUGACUGGCCCGCAAUCAAAAGGGAAACAGGUUGCUUUUUUGUUCCGUCUUGGACAAGUUUAGGCCCGCAAGGCGUUAGAAAUGUCGUCAAUACUAUUGACGGAGCUUUCAGCUGGGAUGCUUGGGCUGUUGGGACAGAGGAAAAGACGCUUGAGGCCGAUAAAGCAUGGAUAGGCGCCAUUGGCAGCAAGCCUUAUAUGAUGCCUGUCUCGCCGUGGUUCUACACCAACCUUCCCCAGUGGAAUAAAAAUUGGCUCUGGCGCGGUGAUGACCUGUGGCAUGACCGCUGGGAACAAGUCAUCGAGUUGCAACCAACGUUUGUUCAAAUCAUUACAUGGAAUGAUUUCGGGGAAUCUCACUAUAUCAGUCCGAUCCACGAAAACGGCAUUCCUCACGGUGCCGAAUGGUACGUCCGUGACAAUCCUCAUGACGGAUGGCGAGCUCUCCUCCCCGACUACAUCGACAGAUAUAAGUCGGGCAAUUUGACAAUGAGACACCCCUCGCAGUCGCCAUCGCCAGAUAAAAAGGACAUUAUCUCUUACUGGUACCGCCGCAACCCUGCGAACUCUGGGAGUGCGGGAGGAACCAGAGGCAACAACCCUGCGAUGGGCCAGCCGGUUCUGAAUCCAUCAUCGCUCUCGCAAGACAGAGUGUUCCUUUCUGUUUUAGCCAAAGAACCGAGCGACGUCAGCGUUCAGAUUGGAAACUCGACGGCAACAAAAUUGAAAGCAAGUGUCGCUGGUAUAAAUCACUUCAGUGUUCCUUUCAAUGGCCGAACAGGCCGUGUGACUAUCGUGGUUUCGAGACGUGGGACUGAGAUUGUCCGCGCAAUGGGCCCCGAAAUCACCACGGAAUGUCAUGGUGGAAAAGUAAAUUGGAAUGCCGUUGCUGGUUCGAGUAUGGAUAAGAAGGAAAGGACUUGA
This is a messenger RNA of Uncinocarpus reesii 1704, 1386 nucleotides long. RefSeq lists its product as uncharacterized. Gene Ontology annotation, molecular function: glucan endo-1,3-alpha-glucosidase activity. Gene Ontology annotation, biological process: mating projection tip cell wall disassembly. The record is from RefSeq and is a predicted model, not a curated record. The coding region runs from base 1 to 1386 and encodes 461 amino acids. NCBI's taxonomy places the organism in Eukaryota, Fungi, Ascomycota, Eurotiomycetes, Onygenales, Onygenaceae. The transcript is spliced from 2 exons.